UAAAGACUUAUUUGAAGAGUUUCUAGUUGCAGAUAAGCUCUUAAAGUGCAACAGCCCCAGCUGACCUGAAAUUAUUUUAGGAAUGUGGUGCUACAGAAAUGAAAUCCGUCUGUAAGUCUACAGGUAUAAACGUAAAACAGAAAUUUAUGGAAAUAAUGGAGCGCUGUUCAUCCUCACAGAUGACUAAUACUUCAUGCAGCGAAUGGGAUCUGGAGGAUGACUUAAGCAAGUCUACUGAUACUUGCCAAGAAGAGCAGCCUCUUAUUCUGGAAAACCCAAGAGAGCCGGAGGCCAACAGUAACCAGUAUGACAAGAAUCCCCUGCCAGAGGAUGAGAACUCGGGCAAUCUCAUCAAAACCUGGGGGAUGGCGCCUAAAGAGAUGAAUGCAGACUUAUUGGCAGUUGAGCUCGAGGAGAAUUUACAGAAGUCUAACUCUAGCAAUGGAGAAGAGUUUGGGACUAGGGUUAUUAAUUCGAAAGUUGCUGUGAGCAUGAUGUGUCUUGUCCUCCUAUUUACAGUAGGUGCUGGCAUGGUGAAUGGUCCACAUGCCGCUACUGAUGCGUUCAUUUGUGCACUGAGGGUGCUAAGUAGCAGUCAGUACAGUGGUUGGUACAGGCACAUUCGCAAUGGUAGGAGCAGCAGUCGGGGCCAAGCUAGGGAGCAUGUUUGGGAAAAAAAAAAUCUGGAUGUUGAGCAAGACACUUUACUGAAAAGACCACAUGAUAAGAAAAAUAAAUAAAAAUAUUCUUUCUGUUUGCACUACACUACCACUCACAGUUAUUUCUGUGACCUUUUGUAAGACACAAAUUAACAUGUUUACUUGAAUUUAGUACAUUAAUAUAUUAAUGUUCCCUUUCCUACAAUCAAAGUGAUGGUACAGAGAAAUGCAGAACCUGGUUUCUGUAAAAUAAUAAACUGUUGUUUUACUUAAAAAAAA
Molecule: messenger RNA, 938 nt
Organism: Protopterus annectens (West African lungfish)
Lineage: Eukaryota; Metazoa; Chordata; Ceratodontiformes; Protopteridae
Exons: 5
Coding region: 99-740 (213 amino acids)
Source: RefSeq, a predicted model, not a curated record